Molecule: messenger RNA, 1766 nt
Organism: Arachis ipaensis
Lineage: Eukaryota; Viridiplantae; Streptophyta; Magnoliopsida; Fabales; Fabaceae
Source: RefSeq, a predicted model, not a curated record
UAUUUUUUAUUUUAAGCCUGAAAAAAAAUUUCAGACGCAUAGGCGCAUAGCAUAACUGGACCCGACUUAACCCUAAACCUUACCCAUAACACAGAAGCUCACCAGCCUCCAUCCACACUUACCAACUCAGUCUCACCCACCGACCCACAUCCCCGACUCAACCAGCUCCCUCUCUCCCUCCCCUGCAUCCAUCGGCGGCGCCCGCGCCUCUCCUCUCCGUCGCAGGUUCGCUCGCCGCCGUCGAGCUGCUGCUCCUCCUGUGUCAGAUCCACUGUGUUCUGUAUUUCUUUCGAUAGUUCAGGACCCUAACUAACCCAGUGACCUCCCUGACCUAAACAAGUAAACCUGAAAGUCUGAAACUAUAGUAGCCUCUCUCUCUCUCUCUCUCUCUCUCUGUCUCUCUCUGCACCUCCAUUCCCUUCCCGCCGCAUCAGGGGAAGAAGAUGAGGAAGAAGAAGCAACAAUCUGUUGCGGAGGCUGAUGCAGUUCAAGAUUUAGACUCUGUGAUUCAUGACCAUACUCUUUUCUUUGACAAGUUGAUUGAACUCAUCCCUGCCAAGUUUUACCUUCCAACCGACGAUAAGGAUAAGCCGUGGUUUCAGGGUCUCAGCAAGGCUAAGAAAGCUGAGGCGAAGAGGGAAACUAAGGAGAAUAUUAAGAAGUCCCGAAGGGAACGGUUGGAUCCUGAAAAUCCCCCUGCCACUACUCUUGACUUGUUGAAGCAGAACUUGGGUAAGGAGAAAGCCAAUGAGAGUAGCGAUGAGGAGGACGGUGAGGCUAAGCCCAUUGCCCUUGAAGGGGACAAUCGGUCUGUGACUUAUGAAGAGCUUCGGCAAAGGCUUCAUCGUAAGCUUGAGGAGUUUCGUUCAAGUCGCGAGAAUUCGGGAAGGGCAAAGAAGAGGGAGGAUAGAAAUGCGAAGAGAGGGUUUGAGGACAGGAAACGCAAGAGGGGUAGUGAAAAUGAAGAAAAUAAAGUUGCAAAGAAAGAGUCUACAGAGAAAGUGAAGAAGGAUGCUGCCGAGACCUCGAAAGAGCUUAUGUUUGGUCAUAUCAAACUUACAGAUGGUGAGAUGCAAGGUAAGAAGAGGAAACUUUCGAGGCAUAAGGAACUUGAAAGGGCAAAGAAGUUGGAGGAAGCGAAGAAUGAUCCUGAGAAAGGUGAGGCUGUUGCAAAGAAGCAAUCGUGGAAAGCAGCAUUGGAUAGAGCAUCGGGGAUUAAGGUUCAUGAUGAUCCCAAGCUGUUAGAAAAAAGCAUUCGUAAAGAGAAGAAGAAGCAACAGAAGAAUGCAGAGAAAUGGAAAGAGAGAAUUCAAACAAGGGACCAGUUGAAGGCAGAGAAGCAGCAAAAGAGAUCAGAUAAUAUUUCUGAGAGGAUUCAUCAGAAGAAGAUGCGUAAAAUUGCAAAGAGAGAGAAAAAGCUUUUGCGGCCUGGCUUUGAAGGUCGCAAGGAAGGUUUUAUCACUGAAGGUUCCAGUUAACUUAAUUCAAUGUUGGUUGGUUCUUUCCUUCAUAGAAUCGUAGUAUUUUGAGUGUUAGAAUAUGACAAAUAGAACACAUCAAUUUCUAUGUCUGGUUUAGUAUAUCUCUUAAAAUUGAACAAUUUUUCUUUCUAUGACGGGUAUUCAUACGACAUUUUGGCAAUUCAGCAGUCCAUAUGAUCAGUUUCUGGUUAUAGUGGAUUACCGGCAUUUUAUUGAAUUUCAACUAUCACAGGCUGUUUGAUUACAUUAUAUCAUCAUAGACUGACAUACAUUGGUUGUUGUGUU